AUGUUUGCAGUCGUGACAGAUAACGGAGGAAACAUCGUGAGAGCUACAAUUGAUACAUUUGGUGAGACUAAAUAUCUUAGCUGUUUGGCACAUAGCGUUAAUCUUGUCAUGCAGUCAGUGUUGAAUGCAAUCGAAGCCGUUAAGAAUUUAAUCGCCAAGAUUAAGAAGAUUGUAAUGUUCUUUGGUCAGUCAAAUACAGCGGUCUAUAAGCUUCGUGAAGCUCAGGCCAAGGAUGAGUACCAACUGUGCUUAAUCCAGGAUUGUCCUACACGAUGGAACUCAACUUUCGAUAUGAUCCAACGUUUCCUAGUCCUGCUUUAUGCUGUCACUUGUACACUCCUCAGUCUGGAUGGAUCACCGCAGAUGAUAUUUCCAGCUGAGGUGAACUUAUUAAAAGAACUAGUGAUUCUUUUAAAACCAGCCAAAGAGGUCACCCUAAGUAUUAGUGGAGAGAAGUAUGCUACUGGGAACAAAGUAUUAAUGCUCAUCGACUGGUUUCGUACUGAAGUGAAGAAGCUGCAGCCAAUUUCCGACGUAGGAAAGGUGGUUAAAACUUCGCUUAUGUCGGAGAUUAAGAAGAGGCUUGGAUGCUAUGAGACAAUAAGAUUCCAAUCGUUAAUCGGAGUUGCAGCUUUAUUUGAUCCCCGUUUCAAGCGUUCGUACUUUCCAAACGAUUUGUAUGACGCACAAGUAUUAAAUCUAGUCAGUGGUCACAUACACGAUUUGAAGCAACCCAAUUCACAGAAGAGAAAGACUGAAAAUCUUCAAGCAGAUUGUUCUAACUCGACAUCGAUCUCAAACAAUAUAUAG
Messenger RNA from Rhagoletis pomonella (apple maggot), 810 nucleotides. RefSeq names its product zinc finger BED domain-containing protein 4-like. The coding region runs from base 1 to 810 and encodes 269 amino acids. The transcript has a single exon. The record is from RefSeq and is a predicted model, not a curated record. Lineage: Eukaryota; Metazoa; Arthropoda; Insecta; Diptera; Tephritidae.